AGUUGUUUGCCAGUGAGUUAGAGAGAGAGAGAGAGAGAGCGAUAGAGCGAGAGAGAGCUUGCGUCAGUGGAGGAGUCGGAAACUUGAGAAACUUGUGUAGAAGAAACGCCAUAACUCGGAGAAACCCAAACGAGGAUUUAGCUAUUGUGUCUCUUCGUAGUCAUCUGGAGAUCAGGAGGAUAUGAACUCUACCAUUCCAGGGGGACUACAUGAAGAAGUUGACCAACAGAUUCAUCGGUACUUAGAGAAGUAAUGUGCUUUCCGAUACUUUUGGGUUUAUCAGGAAAAGAUGUUGGUGGAAAGUUCGUUCAGCCCUUCCGUUGAAUCUAGUCUACUGAACGUGUCCGAGUAUCAAGAUCCAUUUGCUACAUAUGAUUGGGCUUCGCUUGCUGAAACUUAUCAGAUGAUCCACAAAGUUCCCGAACAGUCUCAAGUAAGCUUUUGUAAAGCUGUUCCAGUCACUGAUGCAAUGAAUCUUGAUGAAUCAAAACAUCCAAAACAUCACAAAGUUCCCGAACAGUCUCAAGUAAGUUGUCCAGAGAAAUCUGUUAUGCACAAGGUAUCGGGAAAGGCCCUGACUUCUCUUGUGUAUCGUCGAAGGAAGAGGAGCUUAAAGCUUGGGGGAACUGAGGAACAUAACCUAGGAAAAACCAGGAAACAGGAUGAUUCACUUGAUGACUCUAUUGUCUCUUUACAUAACACUGGAGAAAGUACAAAAAGGAAAAAUCGCUUCAACAACUGUCUUGUCUAUAGCCGGAAAAAAAGGAGAGGGGAAUCCAGUUGUACUUUUACAGGAGAAACUACGAUAAGGGGUGCUGGGCUUGAUGAUGCUUUUGUUUCUAAGCAUGACUGUGGAGAAACCAGGAGAAGAGGCAAUCGAUCAGAUAAUUGUCUUGUGUAUAGCAGAAAAAAAGGUAGAGUGAAAUUUAAUAGUUGUACUUUUAGCAAACAUGUCACUGGAGGAACCAAGAUAGGCUGUGAUCAAGCUGACUCUUCUGCAUGUAGCCACAGGGGACAGGUAGUUAAAGCUGAUAGUGCUUUUACUGGACCUAACCCUGGAGAAAUCAAGAAAAGUGGUCAUCAACCUGUUUACAAUCAAAGCAAGCAGUUAGUGAAAUCUAAUGGGAGUUUUACUGAAAGUCAUGUUGGGAAAACCAAGAGAAAUGGUGAAAAAUCUGAUGUCUUGCUGACAUAUAGCCGGAGGAAGCAGAGAGGCAAAUCUGUUGGUGUUCGGGUUAAUGGCUUUCUAGUUUAUACCCGGAAGAAGUUAAAAUUCAGAGGACCUUUUGCUAGACAUGACCUAAGAGAAACCAAAACAAAUGGUGAUCAACUUGUAGAUGAUACCCAGGUUACCGAAGUGACAUAUUCUUCAGAUGGAACUAAUGACAGCUGCUCGUCAUUGAAAUCCAGUUCUGAAGUUGAUUCAAGUUCGAGUACAACUGGGGAAGAUGAUUGCUAUUCCUCUGAUGCUGUGGUGUCUGAGACAGAUACAGACGGUAGUAGCGGCCCUUUCAGGCUGUGUAAACAUUGUGAUAAGCCAGGAACUGUCGAAAAGAUGCUAAUUUGUGAUGAAUGUGAAGAAGCAUAUCAUACAAUCUGCUGCGGUGUACUAAUGAAAGACAUCGCAGGGAUAGAUGACUGGCUCUGUCCAUCCUGUUUGAAAAAUAAGCCAUCAAAGACCAAGACGAAGGGGAGAGUUUCACGGGAACGGAAAUGGAGAGUUACAGUACCAUUGGUAAUAGGAGUUCGAAUAGGAAAAAAGUUUCAAGCAGAUGUUCCAGACUGGUCAGGUCCAACAAUGAGUGAUACUUCUUUUGUGGGUGAACCCUUGGAAAUUGAUCAGUCAGAAUACACGCAUGAUCUCAAGAAGGCCAAGAAUAGUAAGAAACAAUGUUCUGCAGUGAAUUGGCUUCAGUGCAGAGAGGAAGAUAGUAAUGGAGAUAUCUGCGGAAAGUGGCGUAGGGCCCCUCGUUCAGAGGUACAAACCAAAGACUGGGAAUGCUUCUGCUGCGUCUUUUGGGAUCCAUCACGUGCUGACUGUGCCGUCCCUCAGGAACUGGAGACAAGUGAGAUCCUUAAACAACUCAAGUACAUCAAGAUGCUAAGACCUCGAUCAGACGCCAAAAAGCGAAAGCUAGGACCAAAGGGUCGAAGCAGAACACAUAACAAAGGAAAAUCUUGAUGGACACAAUCAAAUGCAUAUGCUUUUGGAUUAGAGACCUUAGAAACUAGAAAGGUAAACUCAGAAAAUUUUUGUGAAGCGCCAAUGAGUUUUGUACCACUUGCGAAACUUGAGGAUAUCAAGUUGCUCUAUAAGUGAUUAAUUAGGUUCAGAUCUUUUGUUAGCUCCCAAAACAGGAGUAGUGAAAAUAGAACGUUUGUAUUCAG
This is a messenger RNA of Arabidopsis arenosa, 2388 nucleotides long. The record is from the annotation of a GenBank genome assembly. NCBI's taxonomy places the organism in Eukaryota, Viridiplantae, Streptophyta, Magnoliopsida, Brassicales, Brassicaceae.